Messenger RNA from Sceloporus undulatus (fence lizard), 1172 nucleotides. RefSeq names its product CWC15 spliceosome associated protein homolog (gene CWC15). Bases 190 to 882 code for a protein of 230 amino acids. Gene Ontology annotation, molecular function: RNA binding. Gene Ontology annotation, cellular component: catalytic step 2 spliceosome. Gene Ontology annotation, biological process: mRNA cis splicing, via spliceosome. Lineage: Eukaryota; Metazoa; Chordata; Lepidosauria; Squamata; Phrynosomatidae. The record is from RefSeq and is a predicted model, not a curated record. The transcript is spliced from 7 exons.
CACCCACUUCCGCUUCCGCUUCAGUUUUAACUGGCGACUCUAUGGUUUCGGGAGCGGUACAUUCUGGGAAGGUGGAGGACUAAUGGAGCGCCUGGCCUAACGAAGCAGAGCUGGGACUAAAGGAAGGAAGGAAGCCAGGCAGGAUUCAAUCUCCAUCCAUGAUGCGCAUUUGAUCCCAAGCUAUUAAGGAUGACGACUGCGGCGAGACCAACAUUUGAACCUGCAAGAGGAGGCAGAGGGAAAGGAGAGGGCGACUUGAGUCAGCUCUCCAAACAGUAUUCCAGCAGAGAUCUUCCUUCUCAUACUAAAAUCAAAUACAGACAAACAACUCAGGAUGCCCCUGAAGAGGUGCGCAACCGUGACUUCAGGAGGGAACUGGAGGAGCGUGAACGAGUUGCUGUGAGAGAGAAGAACAGAGACAGACCAGCACGAGAGCAUACAACAUCAUCUUCAGUGUCUAAGAAGCCCCGAUUAGAUCAGAUACCAGCAGCUAACUUGGAUGCAGAUGAUCCACUGACUGAUGAGGAUGACGAAGAUGAAGACUAUGAUGAAGAGAGUGAUGAUGAUACAGCUGCUCUUUUAGCUGAACUAGAAAAGAUUAAAAAGGAACGUGCCGAAGAGCAGGCUCGAAAGGAACAAGAACAAAAGGCUGAAGAGGAGAGGAUACGGAUGGAAAACAUCCUCAGUGGCAACCCUUUGUUGAAUCUUACUGGCCCUGUGCAGCCUCAGGCAAAUUUCAAAGUAAAAAGAAGAUGGGAUGAUGAUGUUGUCUUCAAGAACUGUGCAAAGGGGGUUGAUGAGAUGAAAAAGGAUAAAAGGUUUGUCAACGACACACUGAGGUCUGAAUUUCACAAAAAGUUUAUGGAAAAAUACAUCAAGUAGACCAUCCUUUUAAAAAACAAAUUCUGUGUUGCUAAUAGACUGAAUGAUCCAUCUGAAAAAAGUUCUGGUUUAAAGUGAGACUUCGUCAUCAAGUAGCAACUUUAGCCCAAGGUCAUUCAUGCUUUUUUAACUUAAUUCAUCAUCUGGAAUAUUUUUUUGGUUUUUCUUAUUUCAACUAGGCCAGCUUAUUUCCCAAGAAUGUUUUUUUUUCCUUAUUGUUAUCAAUUUGUUUUUCAUGCCAUUUCUGUAAAUGUUUUGAAAAUAAUUUGCAAUAAAUUCUUCACACUGAA